This is a messenger RNA of Ceraceosorus guamensis, 3819 nucleotides long. RefSeq lists its product as hypothetical. The transcript is spliced from 12 exons. NCBI's taxonomy places the organism in Eukaryota, Fungi, Basidiomycota, Exobasidiomycetes, Ceraceosorales, Ceraceosoraceae. The record is from RefSeq and is a predicted model, not a curated record. Bases 1 to 3819 code for a protein of 1272 amino acids. Gene Ontology annotation, cellular component: P-body; PAN complex. Gene Ontology annotation, biological process: mRNA processing; nuclear-transcribed mRNA poly(A) tail shortening. Gene Ontology annotation, molecular function: poly(A)-specific ribonuclease activity; protein binding; nucleic acid binding.
AUGUCUUGGGCGGAGACGCAACACAUCUUAGCGUCGCCCACCAGUCUAGGCAUUCCCAUCACUUCCCUCGCAUUCGAUCCAUUCUCCGACCUCCUCUUUUCCGGCACAUCGACCGGAAAUCUUUUGGCUCAUUAUGGACCUUCUUUGAAUCGAUACACCUCUGCUUUGGCUCAUGGCACAAAGACGAAAGAUAGUAGGAUUCAUCCGCAGGAAACGGUCAGGGGAAUCGUGCUGGAUGAGAGAUGCGUGUACUCGGUGGGAGAUGGGAGCGUGAGAGCGCAGAAUAGGAGAGGACUCUGUAGGUGGAACGAGCUGAUUGGGGCGAACAACCAAUCCUUGAAACUCUCCUCCAUCUGCUUCUCGCCCGUCUUGUCAUCAUCCGACUUGAUAGUGUGCGGAUCCCACGCCGUUCCUCAACCAGAUCCUUCCAGCGCCGAUUCUAUCCUCGUCCUCAACUCGAGCGUAGGAGGCGUCGUUCGUCGAGGCACUUCCGAUGCGCCACUUUCCCAUGUGCGAAGGACGAACAGGUUGUUGGCUUGCGGUACUUCCAAUGGACAGGUGCAGCUCAGAGAUCCGAGGAGCUUGAAUGUGGAGCAUCGCUUGCAUGCUCAUCCUGGUGGCCUCAUCGAGGUGCAGGCAGAAGGCAACUACGUCUGGAGCGCUGGCUGGACAGUCAGACUUGGACAUCCUGUACCCGAGCCGUACGUCAAGGUGCACGAUGUAAGGUCACUGCGAGCCUUGUCCCCGUUGCCGUUCUCAGCGCCAGGCGGACCUGCGCUCUUGGCAAUCCAUCCCAAGUUGAGCAGCACAGUUAUGGCCGCAUCUCCAGGUGGACAAUUGCAAGUAGUAGAUGUGAACAAUGCUGGAAGCGCGCAAUACUACCAAGUCGCUACCAAUAGCUACCUGUCUUCCAUGGCCGUCUCUGCCAGCUCGGACUACAUGGCCUUUGGUGAGGGUGACGGUAGCAUACGGUUGUGGGCAAAUGUACCCCCCGGCACCGAUCCCACCAGUGCUGGAUUGAGAUUCGCACCGCACAUCGCCAGUCCACCCGAGAUGGCCGACGUGCCCGAAAUGCUGCAGCCCAUCCAGUGGAGCAUCGAGACUCCCCUGUCAAGUAUCGGCAUGCCACACUACACCGAGACUCUCUUGUCGGUACUCGACUACAACCACUACAGCUCAUCUGCCUCGCCACUGUUCAACCCGCCAACAAAGAUAGACCCGCAGGUGUUAUCCACCAUGCGCACUGUGGACGGAGUAGCCUACGCUCCACUUCCUCGUCACUUGCGCGGCAAGAGGAAUCAAAUAUCCGGUCAAGGCCCAGGCGGAACUGCGAAGGGAGACGCACUGAAAGCUGCAGGACUGGCGGGCGGGUCGAGAUCUGAUCCGGCCGAAAGACGGAGGAUAGGCAUGCCGCUGUUCAGAUCUGAAAGGGAGAAGGAGCAGGCUAGAGCAAAGACGAAUGCUGCGGACUCGCAGACUCCCGACACUCCUCUUAGCCCGGGGGCUGAAUUUGCCACUUCGAAAGAAGAGACCAGAGGAAUGCCAUCUUACUAUGGCGUCAAGACCAUCCAGUACAGCAAAUUUGGAAUUGAAGACUUUGAUUUCGAUUUCUACAACAAGACACCAUUCUCUGGAUUGGAAACACAUAUUCAGAAUUCCUACUCGAACGCCUACUUGCAAUCCUUGCACUAUCUCUUGCCUUUUCGAAAACUUGCAGAGCAGCACUGUCUCAAUUCUGCGCACGAAACGCAGGCGACUUGCAGCGUCGAGACUUGUCUGCUCUGCGAGGCUGGAUUCUUGUUCAGAAGUCUAGACACUGCCAAGGGCCAGAACUGCCAAGCGACGAACUUCUUCAGAGCUUUGGGGAACAAUGAAAGAGCCAUCUCUUUGGGAUUGAUGGACAAGGAAGACUCGCCACAUGCGGACACCGCUUACAGCAACCUCAUACAGACCUUUAACCGAUUUGUCCUAGACGCAGUCUCGCAAGAGGCUGCAAGACAUGCAGAGAGACCCUCGCCUGGUCAGCAAAGUAGGCGCGCUAAUCCCGUCUCGGCGCUCUUCAGGAGCGCGGUCAGAACGCGCAACGUCUGCUCCACGUGCGGCUUUUCGUCGGACAGGGAAGCCAAUAGCAGUGUGGUAGACUUGGUUUACCCAAGGAAGGCCAUGUCCAAUGAGCUUCCACCGCCUAGCGAUUUUGCGUCGAUCUUGAAGGUAUCGUUGCUGCGUGAGACCAUGUCAAAAGCGCUGUGUCGGCAUUGCCACACAUCGAACAGCAUCAUACGUUCACUUCGAGAACUUCCUGCGCAUGAAGACUUGCCCAAAGCACUGAGCAUCAACGUCAACGUCCAUACGGCUGAGCAACUGGCCUACUGGAUCGACGGCAUCGGUCCGAGCGGUAUCAUGCAAAGUACCUCUUCCACAAGUAGCUCUGGCAUUAAUCGCCAAACGUUCUUGCCCCCAUACGUCGCUGUUGAUGUUCGGACUAAGGACGUGCGCAUCUGGGGUAUCUGGGACGAACACGCAAUGCUGGAAGCCAAAGAAGAGGGCGGCGUGGCACUGUAUACCACGAGGUCUAUCGUCGUGCAAAUACAGGCGGAGAAAGAAGCGCCGCAUCUGUGUUGUAUUGUGCGGAUUCCUAAGGAGCAAAGAUCAUCGAGCGGAAGUGCAGACGGAGCGGAGCGACGGGCAGAUUCGGCAAAGGCUGAGCCGACUGAGAGUGAUGCAAACGCUCAAUCGUUGGAGGGAUCUGCGCAGAAGGGCAAAUCCAUCACGCACGAUUGGUACCUCUUCAAUGACUUUCUUGUGCGCGGCAUCUCCCAAGCCGAAGCGCUCGGCUUUCCAGCGAUUUGGAAGAUACCCGCCAUCGUCUGGUUGGAGCGCGUCGACGUCCCAACACUGGAAGCGAGCCUCGCACUUCCCCGCUCGCUGGAUACUACUUCACUCCUUCAGGACACCAACAUAGCUUGGCGACGCGACCCAAAUCGUGUUCGGCACGAAAUUUUGAGGGUCGAAGAGCUGCCCAAGCCCGGGACCCUAGUCGCCAUCGAUGCAGAAUUCGUGGCCCUGAGUAUGGAGGAGCUCGAAGUGCGCUCCGAUGGCACUCGCUCCGUCAUCCGUCCUAGUCGCCUGACACUGGCGCGUGUGUCCGUGCUCCGAGGCGAAGGGCCAAAGGAAGGCACUCCUUUUAUCGACGAGCAUAUUCAUACUCGGGAGCCCGUUGUGGAUUAUCUCACUCAAUUUUCGGGCAUCUUGCAUGGCGAUCUCACGCCCGAGUCCUCCAAGCACACGCUCGUCCCGCUCAAAAUGGCCUACAAGAAGCUUCGAUUGUUAGUGGAGCUCGGCUGCGUCUUUAUUGGACACGGGCUCAAAAAGGAUUUCCGUAUCAUCAAUAUUCAUGUGCCGGAGCAUCAGGUGAUAGACACAGUCGACUUGUAUCACAGCGCAGCUCAUCCACGCAAGUUGAGUCUUCGCUUUUUGAGCUGGUUCUUGCUCAAGCAAGACAUUCAAGGUUCGUCUGCCAAGAAUAGCGAGCAAGGACUGGAAGCUGGGAGCGGUGCAGUCGAAGGUCACGACUCGAUCGAAGAUGCUCUGGCCGCCCUGAGGCUGUACCGUCUGUACGAGAACUUCAAGCGCGAUGGUAGGCUAGACGACGUGAUGGAAGACCUAUACGAGGAAGGACGCAGAGUGAAUUGGAAACCUCCGGUGCAGCCUUCCAAUUCCAAUACAUCGACGCACAGCUUGCCAACGCAGAUUCCGACAGGUUCCGAAAUGCUUGUGCCGAUCACCGCACCAUCACAAGCUUGGCCCGAUUUGGGCUGA